Tetrahymena thermophila SB210 is the source of this 411-nucleotide messenger RNA. RefSeq lists its product as hypothetical. The transcript has 3 exons. The record is from RefSeq and is a predicted model, not a curated record. Lineage: Eukaryota; Ciliophora; Oligohymenophorea; Hymenostomatida; Tetrahymenidae.
AUGGGAGAGUAUUAGCUUUUUGAAAUACGGAACAAAGCUGUCUAUGUAAACUCCCAUUCUGAUGAUGAAGACGAUUAUGAAAAUGAUGAAGAAGUCCAAUAACUCUAAAAUGUAAAUUUUACAUAGUAGAAAAGCAAGAGUUAAUCAAUAGAGCUACUAAUUCUAGACAAUCCAAAAAACACAAAUAAAGAGAAAAUGAUUUUAGAACUAAAUAAGUCUUCUAAAAGCUAUUAUGAAUUAAAAAAUGAAUUAGAGCCUGCUGUUUAAGUCUAAAAUGGUGCUAGAAAGUCUGCUCCUCUUUAAAAUACAUCUCAAAAUAUUGACAAUUUAGAAACCAUUAAUAAGAGAUUAUUUACUGACAAGAACUAAUACUAUCAAAAGCCAUGUGCUAAAAAAUCAAAUAUGCAAUGA